This is a messenger RNA of Plasmodium fragile, 2112 nucleotides long. Its product is annotated as pyruvate kinase. The record is from RefSeq and is a predicted model, not a curated record. Gene Ontology annotation, molecular function: pyruvate kinase activity; magnesium ion binding; potassium ion binding. The transcript has a single exon. Gene Ontology annotation, biological process: glycolytic process. Lineage: Eukaryota; Apicomplexa; Aconoidasida; Haemosporida; Plasmodiidae. Gene Ontology annotation, cellular component: cytoplasm. Bases 1 to 2112 code for a protein of 703 amino acids.
AUGAAGCCAAAGCGAUUUCUUCUCGUCGCCCACUUGGCCACACUACUCGUAAAAGGAAUGGUGACAUACGACGGGGCCAACACCCCGUUUAGCAAAGCGCACAUUCAAAGGUGCUGCUCAGGAGGGCAACUCUUUCUUAGCAACCCACAUAUAACCAAACAGAUUAGAAGAAAAAAAAGCAUAAAAGUUCACACACAAACAGCUGACCUAGAUAUUGAGAACAAAGCAAACACGAGCAGGUUAAGCAAAAAGGACAAGAUAGCAUUCACAAAAACCAAACAAAUAGCUACCAUCGGGCCAGCAACGGAAAAAUUUGAAGAACUCGAAAAGCUCUACCUCAGCGGAAUUGAUGUCUUCAGGUUAAAUUUUUCACAUGGUUUGAAAAGCAUUAAAAAAUACAUUAUAAAUUCACUCCGAAUUAUAGAAAAAAAAUAUGAUACUUCUAUUGGCAUUUUAGGAGAUAUUCAAGGGCCAAAAAUACGAAUAGGGGAAUUUGAAAAAAGUGAAAAAAAUGCCAUGGAAAAAAAUACAUUCGUUGAAUUGAAAGAAGGAGAUGUUUUUUCCUUCGACUUGGUAGACAAACCUGGAAAUGAAAAGAGGGUGCAACUGAACUAUCCAGAGUUGUUAAAAAAUAUAAAGUGUGGACAAAUCAUAUUACUAGAUGAUGGAAACUUAAAAAUGAAGGUGACAGAAGUUCAGUUCGACGAAUCAUCAUUGCAAAAUAGCUCCCUAAAAGUAGAAGUAAUUACAGGGGGAAAACUAUACAGCAAAAAAGGCUUCUGUGUUCCUAAUAUGAUUAUGCCUAUUGAAGUUUUAAAUGAAAAAGAUAUUAAGGACAUCUUGUUUUGUAUUAAUGAAGGGGUAGACUUUUUAGGUUAUUCCUUUGUUCAAACAAAGUAUGAUUUAAUUUUUUUAAAAAGCAUUAUCAAGGAUUAUUACGAUAGCGAUUUUUUUCAAAACAAGGUAAAAAAGGAUAGACUUAUUUACGACGAAAAUAUGCUUCAAAUGAAGGAAUACGAUGAUCCCAACGACUUUUACAUAAAAGAGGUAAAUGAUUACUACCAACAUUAUUACUUGAAGAAUUAUCAAAAGUAUAAACAGAUUUACGAUGUGUACAAAAAUCAAGACUUGCAGGUAGAUAAUGAAAAAACGGAAAAUGACCUUGAAAACUCUGGCGCAGGUCAAAAUACAGCCUACGAUGGUGAUACGCAAAUUACGCAUAUUAAAGCUGAAACUGAUCGUUCCAUACCAAGUGACCAUGCUAAUAGAAUAUUUAUUGUGUCAAAAAUUGAAAAACCCUCUGCUGUGAAAAAUAUAGAAAGCAUUAUUAACCUUUCCGACGCCAUCAUGAUUGCCAGAGGAGACCUCGGAAUUGAAACCAACUUGUCCAAUUUACCAAUUUUACAAAAAAAAUUAAUCAAUUUGUGCAGAAUCAAAUAUAACAAACCCGUCAUUGUAGCAACACAGAUGAUGGAAAGUAUGAGAUUCCUGCCCUCACCCACCAGAGCAGAAGUGGCGGAUGUUGCAACUGCUCUCUACGAUGGAUCCGACUGCGUUAUGCUCUCAGCGGAAACAGCCACAGGACAAUACCCCAUCCUCACGGCCUCCACACAAAACAGCAUAAUUAAGGACGUAGAAAAUGAUUACUACUAUUACGACUACACACAAAGGAAAAAUAAUAAUCUCGUCAAGUGUGCACAUACCAUGAGUCCACCGCCUACCAACGAAAAUUCCCACUUUGAGAAACUUAUUUACAGCAUAAGGGACAUAAGCAAUAACAUAAAUUUGAAGUCCAUCAUUUUAUUUUCGAAUGAAUUUCAUAAAAUCCAAAAGCUUAGCAAUUUGAGAACAAAGGCACCCAUCAUUGUCAUCACAGAAAAUGUUGCCUUAGCUAGAAAGCUGCAACUCACUUGGGGAGUCUACCCGUACAUCACAAAAUUAACCGACUGUCACAACCAGGACUUGUUAACCCUCAUUAAUUAUGGGUGUAAGGUUUCCAAGGAGGAGGGAUUCGUCACACAGCCAGAAGAAUAUUCCCUCGUCACUUUUACAAAAAAUAUUAAUAACUCAUCUAAUUUGCUUUACCUGUGCCAACCGUGUUUGACCACAUAA